Messenger RNA from Paecilomyces variotii, 1071 nucleotides. RefSeq names its product putative TOR signaling pathway regulator. Lineage: Eukaryota; Fungi; Ascomycota; Eurotiomycetes; Eurotiales; Thermoascaceae. Gene Ontology annotation, cellular component: cytosol. Gene Ontology annotation, biological process: regulation of dephosphorylation; regulation of signal transduction. The transcript is spliced from 3 exons. The record is from RefSeq and is a predicted model, not a curated record. Gene Ontology annotation, molecular function: protein phosphatase 2A binding. The coding region runs from base 1 to 1071 and encodes 356 amino acids.
AUGGCAGACCAACCUCAGAGUCUUCGGGCUUUUUUCGAGGAUGCAAAGGCGACCAAACAGGCGCUAGAAUCGGCAGCAGAGACAAACACCGACUCCUAUCGCAGCGAGGUCAAUGCGGCGAUCGCGAAAUUCGAAGAAUGCCGGCAACUCGUCAGUCAGCUGUCGUUAUUCAGUCGCAACGAGUCUUUGGACGACGUCGCUACAGGAGACCUACAGUACCUGACCGUUGACUACCUUCUCGCGGAACUGCUCCAGCGAUCCUAUAGCUCUGACCGUGAGGCCCUUCUUCGUCGAGCACUGCAAUACUACGAGUCAUUUUUAGCGCGCUUGGAGGACUAUGAUUUGUUGUCACCCAGUGAUAAGAAGCUCUACGAGCGAUACGCGGAGGACCCGAAGUCUUUCACAUUGGCGCCCAUGAACGAUGCGGCUGCCCGGAGAGAAGUGAAAGUCAACAGAUUUAGGGAGGAAAAAGAGCUCAAACAAAAACUUGAGUACCUAUCGCAAAACCAGAGCCGACUGCAGAACGAUGACGAUAUCCCACGACAGCUCUAUUUAGCUGAAAUCCAACUCUACGUUCACCACACAUUCCAGUCAUUGGAUAUGCUAGUGCAGGAGCUCUCAAUGCUGUCGAUGAUGCGCAAUGCGCCGAAACCAGCGGAAAGCCAGCACAGUGAUGACCCCCGAAAAAGGAACGAUGCGGACAAGACAGGUUAUUCGGACCGGUUGGAUCCUUCGCUGGCUCAGUUGUUACAGAACGGUAGAGCUGGGCCGUUAUUGAGCAGAGACGGCAAACCACUACAACCAUUCACGCUUACUGAUCGCCGGACGCAACUUAGACAAGGUGUUUUCAAACCAAGCCACAAUUUGCCUACUAUGACAAUUGAAGACUAUCUUGAAGAGGAAAAGAGACGAGGCGGCAUAAUUGAAGGAGGGGAACAGUCAGGCGUUGCUCCAGAGCCUGAUGAGGACAACCUGGAGAAAGCUGAUGAAGAGACCAUGAAAGCAAGGGCGUGGGAUGAAUUCAAGGAAGAGAAUCCAAGGGGAUCUGGAAACACGCUGAACCGGGGAUGA